This is a messenger RNA of Anarrhichthys ocellatus (wolf-eel), 2459 nucleotides long. RefSeq lists its product as uncharacterized. Bases 683 to 1372 code for a protein of 229 amino acids. Gene Ontology annotation, biological process: phospholipid biosynthetic process. Gene Ontology annotation, molecular function: phosphotransferase activity, for other substituted phosphate groups. The record is from RefSeq and is a predicted model, not a curated record. The transcript is spliced from 7 exons. NCBI's taxonomy places the organism in Eukaryota, Metazoa, Chordata, Actinopteri, Perciformes, Anarhichadidae. Gene Ontology annotation, cellular component: membrane.
UAUCCAACAACCAUGGCCACUAAAACCUCUAGAUUUUAAAAGGGAAGUCAGGACGUUGUCCUCUUGUGCACCGGCCUAGCCUAAAAGCUGACAGUUAGCUAAGCUAGCGCCACUGAGGUGAAUCUAGCCCGUUGCUUUUCGGCUUACCUCUCUUGACUGCCUCGUCAUACGACAGGAAUCCGAUCCUCGACUCUUUGGCCCCCAUGCUCCCCUCAUUUCAUUGCGAUCUGGAUAAAUAAACGCUGCGCACUGAGUUGAUCACAAUUGUUUUGUCGCCGUAUCCGUUUAUUGUGGAGUGGGUUGCUGCUGAUGUGUGUGUGUGUGUGUGUGGUGAACGGGUGAAUGUUUUCAGCGACGCCUCCAUACUGUCACGUGAGCUGACUCUACAGGUCAGUUGAUCAGCUCCUCCGGACGCUUGUAAACACACUCAGCAUGCCAGAGACAAACGUCUUUAUGUCAACAUCAAUACUUCAUGAAGUGCUUCCCCUCUUUCUCGCGAUUAUGAGUCAAAUGCAUUCGACUCAUAAUGCGCAGUCAGUCACACCAAGCUGUCAAUAUAUGUGCGUAUCUGUAAAGUUUAGGUUGUAAAGAAGUGCGGGUAGCACCACCUUGUGGCUACUCUGCUAAACGACGCUAGUUUACAUCUAUACGUCCACCACAGCGACCUCUAGUGGUGCCACGGAUGUAUAGCUUGGCACGUAAACCAGGAACAAGCACCGAAACCAGGGAAGCACAGCUGUCCCGCUCAACUGACACGGAGAUGGGACUCCAGGUUCUGCUGUACUGGCCGAAUAUUAUUGGUUACGUUAGGAUCGGCCUUGUGUUUGCUGCAUGGGCUUCCUGUGAGACACCAGCAGUCUUUGUCCCUCUUUACUCAACCCACAUAGCACUUGAUGGAGUGGACGGCUGGUUGGCACGGAGGCUGGGCCAGACCUCCAGGUUUGGAGCCUGGCUGGACGUAGUGGUGGACAACCUGGGCAGAGGCCUGCUGUGGAGUCUGCUUUUUCAGUGGGGCUGGCUGGUGUCUGCUUUGGAGUGGUGUGUGUUUGUGUGUAACCACAAUGCCAGAGGUGACCACUGGAAGAACAGUUUCAUCACCAGCCCUCCAUUCAUCCAAGCCGUCAUGGCAAACGGGUUUCGAACACCUCUUGGCACAUGGGUGGUGAGCGGGCUGCACGGCCUCCCCCUGUGGCUCUAUGGGUGUCGGUGGGGUUUACUGACCCACUGGCUGGGUCUGCCUCUCUGGAUCCAGGCUCUGGGGACUGUGCUGCUGGCUGCAGGUCGCCUGCUGGCUCUAUCAGUGGAGAUAUGGUGUAUGUGGACACACAUCAAAUACCUCAUCAAUGACGAGCCAGAAGAGAAAAAGAACUGAAAGCCACUCAGCAGAGUUAUGCUGCCCUGUCUACGCUGGAACAAUGCUGCACCUUUAUGUGAACACUGGCCUCAGGCCACAUUUGGUUUUCUCCCAAGAAAAUGUGAAAGUUGAUUAGACGUCUACCAAACAGAGAAUAUUUCACGUAAAUAUAAGGUGGUCACGUUUGGACUGAUUUUUUUCAAUUUUCAACGACACUACCCUCUGUCCCAACUGUCCCAACUGUCCCAACUGUCCCAGGGAGGCAGCAUUUUGCACUCCCUGUAGGCUUGAAUCUAACAAUAUUUCACGUUUGGGUUGGGCUCUAAAAAACGUGAUAAAUUAUAAGCAGCAGACACUUGUCUCUGUUCAGGGAUCAAAUUAUUUUCAGUUCUGUUCAAGUUGUCUGUGAGUAAUGGAAGGUUAUUUUGUCCCUACUUCCGUCCUGACAUGAGAGCACUUCAUCCCAGGGGCAUUGGAGGGUGUUUGUCAGGGCUCUGUGGAGGACGGGCAAGUUUUUCCAAACUAAUGUGGAAAAAAACAUUUCUUCAUGGAGCUGUGCAGGUGUAGCCGUGCUGCUAGGUAGCUUGCAACACUUCAGUGUGCUGUAGAGACCAUGUUUCUGCAUGGGUAGUAAUAUUUUCCAGAAAGAUGUUUGUGGGGUUUGAAUAUCUUGACUUUUUUUUAUCUUUUUGUAAUAUGGCCGUGAAUUAUGCUCUUUCUCUUCGUUCUGGACUUCCAGAAGUUCGAGAGCAUUGAUGUGGGAGAGACCCGAUGAAGGCUUUGUUUCAGGGAGGUUAUCCUGUUGCCAUUACUGCUGCCUUGCAAUAAAAUGCUGAAAGACAGUCCUAAGAAGAGUGGUCCUUGUGUACCUACUGUACAACACAGUUAGACGACACACAUUCAGGAUUGUACUGUUCAAACACCAAUGGGCAUUCUCUAAACUGCCACGAAGUUGGUUGGGUAUAACUCUACUGUCUGAAAUAGCAUUGUCUGCUCUCUAGCAGAGAUUUCUAUUAAGUUGAGACACCCAAGGCAACAACAAAGAACAAAACGGAUGUUGUCUAUUUUCAGACUAGUGGAAAGAAAAAACAUCCAAAAUACACAU